CUCGCGCCAGUCUCACAUCGUUCAUGUCCGCCGCUGCCCUUAGUGCCCGACUGCGGUGACCGCUCGCAUGGUGCAGACCCAUUCGCCGCCUUGAAUACCCACAGCAGCCGCGGAGACCUCAUAAAGCUGCCAUAAGCGCCUCAAGUCGGGGAGACGUCGGGUCCACUCUGCGUCCACGCUAGCUGAAGCUUAAUCCCGAACCAAGUCACCGAGGAACAUUCCUCCGCGGUUGUUGCUGCUUGACCACAACCACCACCCUUCUCGGGAUCGACGAGUUGAGGCGAGGACGAGAUGCUCACGGUCGAUGUGGUGCACGAUGCCGGCAUUGCGCUCUUUACCAUAGCCACUGUCAUCACACUGUGCCGACUGGCCAUACGUGUCCAUGACGGCUUGCUAUGCUGGGACGACUUCUGGGCCAGCUUCUCCAUCGCCUCCGGUGCAUUGAUGCUCACUGGCGUGCUCAUCAUCACCCAUCCCACUGCUUCCAUGUCGCAACUGACUGUCGUUACUGCUUAUUAUCUAGCCGAUACUGGUUUCUACGCAUGCGUCUGGUCCUCCCGAUUUUCUAUCCUUUGCACGAUAAAGCGCAUCACUCCGACCUACGACAAUUGGCUGCGUGCCAUGGCCACUGCCUUCUUCGCGAUGUGGCUCUUCCUGACGACGCAGGCCAUCGUGCACUGCGAAAAGCAUCCCGAGUGGAAGACGACGACGCUGCAAUGCCCCCUUGGGAAAAACGUCGCGAUCGCGCAGCUUACGACUGCAAUAUUCACAGACCUUAUUCUAUGUCUAACGCCGGCGCGCAUGAUUUGGUAUUCUGACUUGCCCAUGCCGCAGCGAGUGCGACUCAUCAUCGUCUUUUCGACCUGUCUGCUCACAACGGUGGCUUCCCUCGCGCACGCGUACUGCAUAUGGUUCGAGGGAUAUCUUGAUCAGUGGCUCGCGGCCGCGUUUGAGACGUCCGUCAGCAUGGUCGUCGCCAGCAUGAGCGUCAUUGUCAGCUUCGCCUUCCGCCUUGCCCUGAUGUGGUGCGCGCCCGAGCUCGCCGACUCUUCUAGCAGAGGCGAUCAGACCGUAAUCUUGACGUCCGUGUGGGCAACGAGGGAUGUGGAGAAUAGCGCGGCGAAGAAGAGCAACGUGCUCAAUGUCGAGGGACGGCCAGAUAGUUGCGUGCUGCACGCUAAGGGGAGUCAAGGGAGUACGUCGGAUAGCUCUGGGUCGGCUGUCUGAUCCAUUCACUCGCUGUGCGCCUAUGCUGCUUUUUCGCUCGUCAAAAGGACUCAUCAAAUUGCUGCUUGUCUCUGCAUCUCUGUUGUUAUCGUACCAUCACAAGCUCUACUACUACCAUACUGUACCCUCCACUUACUCAUCCUUCUCAGUUGAAUCAAUCAUCUCAAUGUAGCGGCAAGCGUGAGGAUAUGUAGCACAACCUAGUUUGUGUGCCGCUGUGCGCGCUCAGAUUGGC
Molecule: messenger RNA, 1462 nt
Organism: Schizophyllum commune H4-8
Lineage: Eukaryota; Fungi; Basidiomycota; Agaricomycetes; Agaricales; Schizophyllaceae
Exons: 7
Coding region: 292-1227 (311 amino acids)
Source: RefSeq, a predicted model, not a curated record